Coregonus sp. 'balchen' is the source of this 866-nucleotide messenger RNA. The record is from the annotation of a GenBank genome assembly. NCBI's taxonomy places the organism in Eukaryota, Metazoa, Chordata, Actinopteri, Salmoniformes, Salmonidae.
CAACUUCUCCUCUCAGAUGACGCAGAUGCAGGAGAGAGAAAAAAAGAGAGAUCCAAUAAACCAUUACGGCGGAGACGGGAGGAGGCGGCAAGUAACCAGGAGGAGGGGCCUCUGAACUCAGUGUCCUCCCACUCCAGUGGUGAUGAGGGGGAGGAGUCUGUGGUCACAUGCCCUGCCCCUCCGUCGGCUCUGCAUGAGAUGUCCCCGGCUCAGGCCACCACCCUGAACUUCAGCGACACUCCCGAGGGAGAGGGGGAUCCCAAGGGGGGCAACACCUGCAACGCACUCACAGGUGGGUCUGGGCAUCAAUGUGGACACAAACGAUACACACACACACACCUUGUUCACUUCCAUAGCAGACAUAACCCAGGACACAACAAUGUAAAAUAAUAGAAUAUGACAUCUUACCCUGUUCUUUACCUCUUUCUUCCUCUCCCCUCCAACCAGGAGCAUUUUCAGGGGUGUCCAACAUCUUCAGUUUCUGGGGUGAGAGUCGGGGCAGUCGUGAGUACCAGGAGCUGCCGCGCUGCAGCCUGCCCUACCCUCCCCCUCUUAACACGCCCCUCAACAGCAUCGGCCACAGGCAGCGCACCGAGCUGGAGAACAGACUGGACCUGCUGCAGAAACAACUUAACAGGUAUAGAGACAUACAGGGACAGAGACAGACAGGGACAGAGACAUACAGGGACAGAGACAUACAGGGACAGAGACAGACAGGGACAGAGACAUACAGAGACAUACAGGGACAGAGACAUACAGAGACAUACAGGGACAGAGACAGACAGGGACAGAUACAUACAGACACAUACAGGGACAGAGACAGACAGGGACAGAUACAUACAGACACAUACAGGGACAGAGACAUA